AAAUUCCCAAUCCCAACCCCAAGUCACACUCCACCUCCGCAACCAAACGCGCUAGGGUUUCCGCACCGCACCUCUAGUCCUCCACCCACCCCACCCCACUACCGGCGAUGGCCACCGCGGCGGCACAGGGCGGUAGCGACAAGCCGGCGCUCCGGAAGCCCGUCUUCACCAAGGUCGACCAGCUCAAGCCGGGCACUAACGGGCACACCCUCACCGUCAAGGUCGUCAGCGCCACCCCCGUGCCGGGCCGCGCGCGCCCGGGCGCACCCGCCGCCGCCUCGUCCCGCGCGCCGCGCAUCGCCGAGUGCCUCGUCGGAGACGAGACCGGCGUCAUCGUAUUCACCGCCCGCAACGACCAAGUUGAUUUGCUGAAGCCCGAUGCCACGGUGAUCUUGCGCAAUGCCAAAAUCGACAUGUUCAAAGGAUCAAUGAGGCUUGCAGUGGACAAAUGGGGGCGGAUUGAGGCUACAGAGCCAGCCAGCUUCACAGUGAAGGAAGACAACAACUUGUCCCUUGUAGAGUAUGAAUUGGUUAACGUGGCUGAAUAACCGUCGAAGCGUUUCUGCCCCCCUUUCUUCUUUUUCACGCACGCCAUAAGAUGAUAAGAAAACGAACAGCAUCUCGAAGCUGAGUUUAUUUGUUACGGUGGUCGAUAAGGUCAAGGCUUCUGCUGUUACACCUUUGGAUCCAAUCCAUUAAGAUGAAUUACCCUUGCAUCUAUUGUAAUUGUGUGGUUAUCCAAAAA
This is a messenger RNA of Zea mays, 745 nucleotides long. Its product is annotated as OB-fold nucleic acid binding domain containing protein. The record is from RefSeq and is marked provisional. The coding region runs from base 108 to 548 and encodes 146 amino acids. The transcript is spliced from 2 exons. Lineage: Eukaryota; Viridiplantae; Streptophyta; Magnoliopsida; Poales; Poaceae.